AUGUUCCUUCCUUCCGCCUUGUACGCUUUGCAGAACAAUUUAUUAUAUGUCGCAUUAUCAAACCUUGAAGCUGCCACAUUUCAGGUCACGUAUCAGAUGAAGAUUCUUUCAACAGCAUCAUUCUCCGUUAUAUUGUUGGGUCGAUCGCUGAGUCGGGAUAAAUGGUUUUCCUUGAUUCUUUUAAUGAUCGGAGUUACCUUUGUGCAACUGCAGACAGUUGGCACCAUCAAAGUGUCAUCAGGGGAUAUUGGAGUCGAUAUCGGUGUGCCUGUUCAUAACUCGAGUUCAGUCGGCGCUAUGAAUUUGGAAGUUGUGCAAGAGUCGUACACGACUGGUCGAUUACUUUUAGCUACACAGAAUCCAUUGAUCGGAUUAAUCGCCGUCAUAACUUCAUGUGUAUCAUCUGGAUUCGCCGGAUGUUAUUUCGAAAAGAUUUUAAAGACCUCGGAAACAUGUAUGUGGAUUAGAAAUAUUCAACUGGGAAUCACCAGUGUUUUGUUUUCUCUUUUAGGUAUGAUCUUUCACGAUUCACAAAAUAUACGGGAAGGCGGAUUCUUUCAAGGUUAUGAUUCUCUUAUUUACAUGGUAAUAAUAAACCAAGCAUUGGGCGGUCUUCUUGUUGCAAUAGUGGUGAGGUACGCAGACAACAUUCUCAAAGGAUUUGCCACGUCAUUAUCCAUCAUUGUUUCCGGAAUCAUCAGCUUUUAUUUCUUUGAUUUUUGUCCAAACUUUCAGUUUACUAUUGGUGCUGUUAUCGUAAUGGCAUCAACAUAUUUAUAUGGGACAUCGGAAAAACAUAGUUCCGGAAAGGCAGCAUCAAAUUAA
Messenger RNA from Acaulospora colombiana, 825 nucleotides. NCBI's taxonomy places the organism in Eukaryota, Fungi, Glomeromycota, Glomeromycetes, Diversisporales, Acaulosporaceae. The record is from the annotation of a GenBank genome assembly.